AUGCCAUAUCCUCUAGGCAGGGGUGCUGGAGCGCUGCGUGCGGUGGCGGCUGCGCUCCUGGCCCUCGCCGCUGUCGCGCGAGUCGUCCACGGGCAAGACCCGCAACAGCAGCAGUUCGCCCUCGGGCUGCUGAACGGCGACCCCACGACGUGUCAGGUCUUUCUCCAGCAGUUCGGCAUUGCUCAGCUCGCGGCCCCGGCGGCGGCGAUCCCUGCGGCGACUUUGAUACAGAACGAUCCCCUGGCAAGAGUCCAGCUCUGGCGGAACGCGACGUUCGCGGGCGUCCGGUUCAUCGUAUCUGGGAACUACCACGUCCCGGGGGCGCGCGUGGGCAGCCAGGUGAGGGCCUCGGUGGAGCAGUUCGAGCAAGAGCUCCAGGCGACGUACCCGCACUGCGAUGCGACGUGCCAAGCGCGCCAGCGGCAGGGGCUGCAGGCGCUCUACGCCGCGACGAACGGGCCCAGCUGGAACAACGAGAACAUGCGGCGGAUUUGGGCGUCAGACCUCCACCACUGCUGCUGGCCCGGGGUGACGUGCUGCGCGGCGGGGCACGGCAUGCCGAGCGUCGUGUUCGACAGCAACGGCGCGCCGACGGGCGUCACGGACACCCGCGCGCGCCUCCUCGGCUGCAUCCAGGAGGGCGGGGUCACCGCGGUGGACCUCGCGGGCGCUGCGCGGAGCCCGAGCACCAACUCGGUGCAGCGGCCGGGCGGGACCAUCCCCGCCGGCGUGUUCUCCGCGCUCCGGUCCUCCCUGGAGUACUUCAACGCGCGCACGCUCGGCAUCACGGGCGCGCUCCCGGCCGACGUCCUCUCGGCCCACUUCCUCCGUGCGCUCCACAUGGAGGAGAACGCCAUGUCCGGCGACCUCCCCGAGGCGCCCGGGGCCGGAACCGACCCGCUGCAGCCCGGCUGGGGCGGCCUCCCGUUCCUCCGCCAGAUCGUCCUGCGCGGCAACGCGUUCACGGGCGCCGUCCCGGAGACGUUCGGGACUGCCAUCAGCUUGCGCGACGUGCUCAUCACGGGCAACCGCUUCUCGUCCACGCCGCUCAAUAUGUUCCUGCUGCCCGAGCUCCGGACGUUCGACGCGAACGAUAACUCGCUGUCGACCAUCUACGAGCUCGGCGACCAGCAGGCGCGGGAGGCGGUGGCGAACGCGGACGCAAUCAAUGGAGACCCGGGCAUACCCACGCGCGUCUCGGCGCGCCCGACGACCCUCACGGUCGAGGACCUGGGCGUGCGGUACACGAUAGGGACGGGCGGCAUCGAGGCGCUGAGCUUCCGCAACAACGCCGUGUCGGCGACGGUGGACGGCGGCCUCGCGAACGCCCUGGCGGCCAUGUCCUUUCUGUCCUUCACCAAGCUCGACUUUGGGGAGAACCUCAUCACGGGGACCAUCCCGUACGGCCUGAGCCUCAACGCGCGCCUCAAGGAGCUGUACCUGGACAAGAACGACUUCUUCGGCUUCCUCCCGGACCCCGUGACCAAGUGGAACCUCGAGGCCUUCCACCUGACGGGCAACACGCGCAUGACCGGCACCUUCCCGCUCAGCGUCGCGGACGUCGUCACCCUCCGCGACCUCCGCUUCGGGGGCACGAACAUCUUCGGGCCGCUGCCCGAGGCCAUGGGCGAGCUCGCCGCGCUGCAAUACCUCGACCUCACGGACUCCCUCGUGACGCACGACCCGCAAAUGCGCAACUCGCGCGGGGAGCCCCUGCCCGAGUUCCUGCGGUUCGGACCCGACUCGGACUCGCGCCUCGUGCGCACGCCCGUCGACACGCCCCUGAAUGUCGCCAUCGUCCCCGUGUCGCCCCGCGGACGGCGGCUGGGGGGCGUGGUGGCUGCGCUCGAGCGCCGCCUGCAGGGCGGGCGCCGGGGUCUGAGCGACGAGCUCACGCAGAAUCUGAUUUGCCCGCAGAUCCAGUACGCGGGCCAGUCGCAGUUCACGGUGACGGUGGUGAUGGACCCCCUGUUCCACCACUUCGAGGGGUGCGAGUGCCCCGAGGGGUUCGACUACACGAUGGUGGACCUGGCGUUCGCGGCCGCCCUCAACGCGCGGUUCGGCUUCGCCGCCGACGCCGGCGCCGCGCAGUGGCCCCCGGCACAGCAACCCAACACGCCGGCGGCGGACGACUGGCUCCGCGCGCACCGGCCGUCGAAGGUCCCGGUGUGCGUGCGCUCGGAGGGCUCGUGGGCGACGCCCGUGGCGAUCGUGCUCAUCUGCAUCGCCGCGGCCGUGGUGCUGCUGCUCGUGGUGUGCGCGAUCGUGGCGCUGGUGCUGCGGAAGCAGAUCGCGGUGUCCAUGCUCGAGCGCCGCAAGCGCGCGGGCCCCCCGACGGCCGGACGCGAGGUCACGCUGGUCCUGACGGACGUGGCGGACUCCACGGGCCUGUGGGAGGAGUUCCCGGAGGACAUGGCGGAGGCCAACGCGCUGCACGACGCGAUCCUGCGCAAGCACCUCUCGCGCUGGCACGGGUACGAGAUCACGACGGAGGGCGAUUCGUUCCUGCUCGCGUUCCACGAGCCCGCGGACGCGAUCGGGUGGUGCAUCACGGUGCAGCAGGACCUCAUGACGGCGGACUGGCCAAGCAGCGUCGAGACGCGCGUCGCGAAGAGCGCGUCGCAGAUCAAGAUCACGGCCGGGCGCGCGUCGCGCGGCGAGAUCGACCACGCGGCGUCGGGCCACAGCGGGUCGGCCGCGCACGCCCCGGAGCUCUCGGCCGGUGGCGUCACGGAGGAGAUGGCCGCGGAGGUCGUUGAGGACCGCGCGGGGCCGCACCUGUUCCGCGGGCUGCUCGUGCGCAUGUCGAUGGCGACGGGCGUGGCCAAGUCGACGUCGGUGCACCGCGUGACGCGGCGCGUGGAGUACCGCGGCGAGUGCAUGUCGAUGGUGAACGACAUCCAGGAGAUGACGCACGGCGGGCAGAUCCUGGCGUGCGAGCGCACGAUGGAGGUGGUCACGCGCGGCCCGCUCAAGCAGCUCGGGGCGCAGAUCGCCGCUCUCAAGCCCGCCAAGGCGCUGCUGUCCUACCUGGAGGGCCUGACGCAGGCCCGGGGUCCGCGGGUGCACUGGGGCAAGUCGUCGAACGGCGUGCAGAGCAGCGCGGGCCGGCGGCCAUCGCACGGCGGCGACGGCCUCGUCGACGGCCCCGUCGGCUCGCACGUCUCGGCAACUGCGUCCUCGCGCAAGACGAGCUUUGACCGCGGGACGCGCCCGUCCCUCGGCGGCGUCGGCCGCGAGAUGUCGACCGCGUCGCUCGCCCUCGAGGACAGCGGCGCGUUCAACGACUCGACGCGCGCGUUCAUGGGCAACGGCCGCGUGCCGCCGCAGCAGAAGCCGUCGCGCGUCGAGAGCGACCUCAUGGUCGUCGACAUGGGCGAAAUCGUCCCGGAGGGCGGCACGGGCGCCGCAGACACCAUCCACGUGUACCAGCUCCUCGUGCCGCACCUCGAGGAGCGCGCGCGCUUCCUCCCGCCGCCCCAGGGGAGGGCCGUCGGCGCGGGGUACUUCGACGCCCCGGGCGCCGCGGCGCCCAUCCUCCCGCACAUGAGCCGGUGCCAGCACCACGACGUGUACUCCAAGUGCCCGCAGUGCAAGCGCUUCACCAAGCAGCUCCCGGACGUGGUCAUUGUCUUCUGCGCGCCCUGCAAGAUCAGCGAGCUCAGCUCCGAGGCCCCCAGCGCCACGCGGCACGCCGUGCGGAUCUACAAGGCGGCCGUCCGGCGCUCCCUGCAGGAGUUCGGCGGCUACGAGUGCCAGGAGCUCGACGCGACCUUCAUGCUGGCCUUCUACGACAUGCGAAGCGCGAUGAUGUGGAGCAUCGCGCUCCAGGAGGUCCUCCCGAAGCUUCCGUGGCCCUCGCGCCUCCUGGAGACGUCGCACGCGCGCCAGCGGUUCAUGCCCGGCGGCGGGAUGAUCCCUGGGGGCCUGCGGGUGCGCAUCGGGAUCCACGAGGGCCGCCCGCUGCGCGUGGUCCCGCACACCGCCACGGGCCGCGCGGACUACUUCGGCCCGCUCGUCAACCGCGCGGCGCGCAUGUGCUUCGCCGCCGCGCAGCCCGGGCAGGUCGUGGCGGACAUUGCGCAGAUUGUGGCGGGCAUUUCGGCCAUGGUUGGCAACGGGGGGAAGGGCGGCACGGGCGAGGUGCGCGGCGCACUCAGCGCCAACGGGCUCCUGAGCGCCAGGGCCUUCUCGUCGCUGGACGGGCCGGCCGCCCCCUUCGAAAUCGACCCGGUGCGGGUCGAGGGCGUGGACUUGGUGGCGGACGACGAGGUCGCGCGGCUGUGCGGCGACGGCCCGCUCAACGUGCUCCGGGGCGUGCCGAGGAAGCUCAACCUGCACGCCCUGGACGAGCUGGACAAGGGGGAGGGCCGGGACGUUCUGGGGGAGCUGCGGCAGCCGCCGUCGAGCGUGCACUCGCGCGGGGCCCGCAACUCCCGGAUCAGCGGCGGCAGCGGGGCCGGGAGCGCGCGCGGGGUGCAGUUCCUGACGGCCGGCGACAGCGGCAUUCGGCCGAUGACCCUCGAAUCGAAGCACGAGGGCGGGCAGUGGGUGUUCGCCCCCACCCGGGCCACCAUCAAGCUCGACCACAUCGGACGGUACCGCCUCAAGGGCGUGCAGGGGGAGUUCGAGCUGGGCUGCCUGCGCGUCUCCGAGAUGGCCCCGCCCGAGGGCGCGGUGGGCCGCAAGGGCACGCUGCUCGCGCCGCCUGCCGGGCUGAUGCUCUCCGUGGACGUCACCAUGCCAAUGCCCCUGCACGUGGGCCGCGUCGUCGGCAGCGCGCUGCACCGCGGUUCGAUGAGCAGCGUGAGCACGCAGCACGCCGUCGGUCCGAAGCAGCAACGCGUCCGGCUGAGCACGUACGGGGCUCGGAACGGACACAGCAACUACCAGGACACUUGA
Messenger RNA from Pedinophyceae sp. YPF-701, 4902 nucleotides. NCBI's taxonomy places the organism in Eukaryota, Viridiplantae, Chlorophyta, Pedinophyceae. The record is from the annotation of a GenBank genome assembly.